AUGGUCACCAUCGCACUGGCCCUCACAGCUCUAGCUGUCUUACCUCAAGCAGCUCAGGCUUUGUACGAAAACGGUUCUAUCAUUGCCCCAUGUGACUCGCCGAUCUACUGCCAUGGCGAAAUUCUGAAGGAGAUUGAGUUGGCUAGGCCAUUCUCCGACUCAAAGACGUUUGUAGACAUGCCUGCCAUCAAGUCCUUGGAAGAUAUACAGGUUGCCUUCAAUAACCUGUCGAAGCCACUUAGUAACAACACCGAGCUCAACAAUUUCCUACGCGCCAACUUUGCCCAAGCAGGCAACGAGCUUAAAGAAGUCCCCAAGGACCAAUUGCAAACGGAUCCGAAGUUUCUCGAAAAGAUUAACGACACUGUGAUCAAGGAGUUCUCGAAAAAGGUCAUUGACAUUUGGCCGGAUCUCACUCGCACCUACGCAGGAUCGGGCGGCAACACUUCGUUUCCCAACAGCUUCAUACCGGUAAACCGAACAUUUGUCGUCGCUGGGGGACGAUUCCGGAUCGUCGAGGGCCUACUGCGGACCGGCGGUACCUUCACCGAAAUCUCCAAGAACACCGUUGAAAACUUUCUCGACUUUGUGGACAAGUUCGGAUUUGUGCCUAAUGGAGCGCGAAUCUACUACUUGAAUCGCUCACAGCCGCCGUUGCUGGCGCAGAUGGUGCGUCUCUACGUGGAGUACACCAACGACAGGAGCAUUCUCGACCGGGCAGUUCCGCUUUUGAUCAAAGAGCAUGAUUUCUGGACUACCAACCGAACUGUUGAAGUCGAAAAGAAUGGGAAUACCCAUCGUCUGAACCAGUACAAGGUGACCAAUACGCAACCUCGCCCCGAGUCAUACCGAGAAGAUUACACCACCGCUUCAAACAGCUCAUAUUACUCAACAAGCGGUAUUAUCUACCCAGAGGUGGGGGGGUCGUUGAACGAGACCGAAAAGGCUCGUGUGUACGCCAACUUGGCGUCCGGCGCUGAGAGUGGCUGGGACUACAGUUCUCGCUGGAUUGCUAGACCCGAGGAUGCGACGAGGGACUCUUACUUCCCUCUGAGAUCUUUGAACAUUCUUAACACCGUGCCAGUGGAGCUCAAUGCCAUCCUGUACUGGAAUGAGAUGACCAUUGCCGCUUUCCUGAACUCAACAGGCAACAGUACUGGAGCAGCCGCUUGGACUCAGCUGGCCGAUAAACGCAGCCAGGCAAUGUUCGACCUGAUGUGGAACUCGACCUUGUGCAGCUAUUUUGACUACAACGUCACUUCAGGUGCUCAAAACAUUUACAUUCCCGAGGACGAUGACGCCAGCAACGUCGAGACAAACACAGCCGGGUCAGGACAGCAAGUCGUCUUUUCAGUUGCUCAGUUCUAUCCCUUCUGGACCGGAGCAGCACCGGCUCAUCUCAAGAAUAACCCUUAUCUUGUAAAGCAAGCAUACGAGCGCGUGGAGAAGUAUCUGGACAUUAAGAAGGGUGGCAUCCCGGCCACGAACCUCAAGACCGGACAACAGUGGGAUCAACCGAAUGUCUGGCCACCACUGAUGCACAUCCUCAUGGAAGGCUUACGCAAAACGCCCGCCACUUUUGGCGAAUCAGACCCCGCAUGGCGCGACGUUCAAAACCUUGCGCUUCGCCUCGGACAACGUUAUCUAGACUCAACCUUCUGCACAUGGUAUGCGACAGGAGGUUCCACGAGCGAGACCCCCCAAUUACAGGGUCUGUCCGCCGAGAACGUUGGUACCAUGUUUGAGAAGUAUGGCGACAACGCGACCAACGUUGUCGGAGGCGGAGGGGAAUAUGAGGUUGUUGAAGGCUUCGGCUGGACGAAUGGCGUCCUGCUCUGGACUGUUGAUGUUUUUGGAAACGACUUGAAGAGGCCAGACUGUGGAAACAUCACAGCGGCCAACGUUCACCCCGGAAAGAGGAGCUUGCCCCAACACGCUGUUGAACUGGCCUACUAUGAUGCAGCCUGGACUAAGAAAUUCGGCAGGCGUGCCUUAGAGGCUAAGGAGAAGUUGUGA
Colletotrichum spaethianum is the source of this 2016-nucleotide messenger RNA. Its product is annotated as trehalose phosphorylase. The record is from RefSeq and is a predicted model, not a curated record. NCBI's taxonomy places the organism in Eukaryota, Fungi, Ascomycota, Sordariomycetes, Glomerellales, Glomerellaceae. The transcript has 4 exons. Bases 1 to 2016 code for a protein of 671 amino acids. Gene Ontology annotation, biological process: trehalose catabolic process. Gene Ontology annotation, molecular function: alpha,alpha-trehalase activity.